This is a messenger RNA of Dentiscutata heterogama, 255 nucleotides long. The record is from the annotation of a GenBank genome assembly. NCBI's taxonomy places the organism in Eukaryota, Fungi, Glomeromycota, Glomeromycetes, Diversisporales, Gigasporaceae.
AUGUGGGAUACAACUCAUGUUCAAUUUCUUAUCAAUGAAAGGAAAAGAAGAAAUCAUGAAUAUCAUUCAAUGAGAAAAAAGCAGCCGUUUUGGGAUAAUGUUGCAGCAAAAUUGAAUCGCCAAUUUAAUACAGUAUAUACGGGAAAGCAGUGUUAUAAUAAGUUCUUACAAUUAAUUAGGGAUUUCAAUAAGGUGGUGCAAGUACACAUAAUGGGCGAAUCUAUUUUGAUGAAUUCAAGACACGUUUUUGGCUUC